AUGGGGUUGCGCAACGGUUCCCUUGUCUGCGAUUACUGCUCGAGCAAAUUUUUUUCAUUCGAGCCAUUUCAGAUUGCAUGGGCUGCAAAGGACUCGUCGGAUCCUAAAGCAGGCUUCUCAUAUAUCACUCAAACUUGGCAGGAGAUUGACGACGGAGAAAAUAAAGGAUGUAAUUGGUGUGAUGUUCUUUGGGGAGAGAUUCCUUUUUGGUAUCAGCACCGCAAGCAAGAGGAAUCGCCUAUGCCAGAGGAAACUUUCAAAAUAACUGUGGGGUUUGAAAAACGGAAUUCAGAAGAUGAAAUUGUCCUGAAAGUCACGGUUGAAGACGACUGGACGGCCAGGUAUCAAGUGCGGUGCGACCCAGAUGAAAAUGCGGCUGCCUUUGUCCCUGGCAGAAUGCUGGUGUGGCAGGUUGGAUCUCCUCAAGCCUUCAAGCUGGCCUCAGACUGCCUCACACAAUGCACUCUUCGUCAUAAUUGUCCCAAACCUCAGGAAACAAGCCUCCCAACCCGUGUAAUAGACUGUUCGGAUCCAGAACGGCCAAAACUUGUUCUCACCAAAGGCAUGCAAGGCUUUUAUGCAGCGCUUAGUUACGUCUGGGGUGAACCACAACCGCACAGCGUCUGCACCACAAACCUCUCUACGUACCUAGAAUCAAUCGACAUACUCCUCCUUCCGAAAACCAUCAGAGAUGCCAUCUUUUGCUCCUACAAUCUCAAUCUCCGUUACCUUUGGGCUGAUACCUUGUGCAUUUUGCAAGAUUCGGACGAAGACAAGCAGCGCGAGAUUCCGCAGAUGUGCGAUAUAUACCGAUGUGCAUACGUAACAAUCAUCGCAGCCAGCUCGUGGAAAGUCAGCGAAGGAUUUCUCCAUAACCGCAAAAAACCAGUUGAAACGCUACUGCCAUUCUGGUGCCCGGAUGGAAAGCUCGGUACCAUCUCGGUCGAUGAAGAUGAUAGCCCCAUGUCAUCCAAAGAACCAGUGAAUCGCCGAGCUUGGUGUUUCCAAGAGCGCCUCCUCUCCCCUAGGACCUUAGUGUACGCUUCGCACACUCUCCAGUAUCAGUGUCAGACAGCAAUGAACGAAAUCGGAGACAUCUGGAAUUACCUUCCCUCGAAGAAACAAGGUGAAUUGCGUUUGCCAGAUACCAUGGUCUCACGCACACCGAGUAAAACGCUUUCGAGCAAUGACGUGGAGGUGGUGCUGACAGCCUGGCGGAGUGUUCUAAAGGACUACACACAACGCGCUGUUUCGGAUCCCUCUGACAGGCUUGUGGCGAUCUCAGGGAUCGCUCAGCUUUUCCAGCGUUGGUGGGGGGAUAGCAAUCGUUACAUCGCUGGGUUAUGGGAACGCGAUUUGUCCACCGACCUCCUGUGGUAUAGAGAUAGCCCAUCCUACGGAAGUCUCGUUACAGGGCAAUUCCUUGCACCCUCGUGGUCUUGGGCUGCUACGAUUGGAUGCAUCGCUGCCGGGUGGGACAAAAGAGUCGGAAACAUCAUAUGGGAAGUGCAAUCAUGCAACGCGAUCCCAGUCUCCGACAAUCAUCCUCUUGGUCAGGUGAAAGGCGGGAGAUUAAUUGUCAGAGCGAUCAUGAGAGAUGUGACCUGGGAUCCU
Suillus discolor is the source of this 1614-nucleotide messenger RNA. RefSeq names its product heterokaryon incompatibility protein-domain-containing protein. The annotation marks the transcript as partial. NCBI's taxonomy places the organism in Eukaryota, Fungi, Basidiomycota, Agaricomycetes, Boletales, Suillaceae. The transcript has 2 exons. The record is from RefSeq and is a predicted model, not a curated record.